Panthera uncia (snow leopard) is the source of this 3875-nucleotide messenger RNA. It is a transcript of the gene UST, whose product is annotated as uronyl 2-sulfotransferase. The record is from RefSeq and is a predicted model, not a curated record. Gene Ontology annotation, cellular component: membrane. Bases 1 to 1116 code for a protein of 371 amino acids. NCBI's taxonomy places the organism in Eukaryota, Metazoa, Chordata, Mammalia, Carnivora, Felidae. The transcript is spliced from 8 exons. Gene Ontology annotation, molecular function: sulfotransferase activity.
AUGGUGGUGGGGAAGAGCUUUUUCUGGCAGAGGAAAGAACUGGCUGUAAAGGUCCCUAGCUGCCGACAGUGCACUAAAUUCGCUUUGGUUUUAAAACUACUGAUUCAUCAACUUUCUUCUUUUUUUUUUUUUUUUUCCCUAGGAAAUUCCACUUACUUGGAUGAUCAUGGGCCACCUCCUAGUAAGGUGCUACCUUUCCCGAGCCAGGUCGUGUACAACAGGGUAGGCAAGUGUGGGAGUCGUACUGUGGUCUUGCUUCUGAGAAUCUUGUCAGAGAAGCACGGAUUCAAUUUGGUCACGUCAGACAUUCACAACAAAACCAGGCUUACUAAAAAUGAACAAAUGGAACUGAUUAAAAAUAUAAGUACUGCCGAACAGCCCUAUUUAUUCACUCGACAUGUUCAUUUCCUCAACUUCUCAAGGUUUGGAGGAGACCAGCCCGUCUACAUCAACAUCAUUAGAGACCCCGUCAACCGGUUUUUAUCUAACUAUUUUUUCCGUCGAUUUGGAGACUGGAGAGGGGAACAGAACCACAUGAUCCGCACCCCCAGCAUGAGGCAGGAGGAACGCUACCUGGAUAUCAAUGAGUGUAUUCUUGAAAACUAUCCUGAGUGUUCCAACCCCAGAUUAUUUUACAUCAUUCCAUAUUUUUGUGGACAGCAUCCCAGAUGCAGGGAGCCUGGUGAGUGGGCCCUUGAAAGAGCAAAACUGAACGUGAAUGAAAACUUCCUGCUUGUGGGGAUUCUUGAAGAGUUGGAAGAUGUGCUGCUUUUACUGGAAAGAUUUUUACCUCAUUACUUCAAGGGUGUGCUCAGUAUCUACAAAGACCCAGAGCAUAGGAAACUUGGAAAUAUGACUGUGACCGUGAAGAAGACUGUCCCCUCCCCCGAGGCCGUGCAGAUUCUCUACCAGCGAAUGAGAUACGAGUAUGAGUUCUACCACUACGUCAAAGAGCAGUUCCACCUGCUGAAACGCAAGUUUGGACUGAAGUCCCACGUCAGCAGGCCCCCUCUGAGACCCCAGUUCUUUAUUCCAACUCCACUGGAAACCGAGGAGCCGAUCGAUGAUGAGGAACAAGAUGACGAGAAGUGGCUAGAAGAUAUUUAUAAGAGGUGAUGCCAGCACUGUGUUGCCUCCACUGGCUUUAUCUCCCUUUUCCAGAAAGUUUUUUGUUGGGGGAAGAAAAAUCCUUAAGGGACUAAAUUAAUGCUCAGUUGCAUUAAAAAGAACGAAACAUUCCCACAUGUUGGGGUCAUUGGGAGAUGCCCGGUUUUGCGGGUCUUUCUUGUUUAACUGUAUUCUGGGUCUUCCUGGUUCCCCGGAUCCUUCCCAGGUACACUAGAUGGCGCCAUCACAGGGCAGUUCAUCAUAACAUAGCUUUUUCCCUCUAGUAUAAUGAGAGGAGGGGGAGAAAUACAGCCCAUAGCCCAAUAAUUUAUCAUUUGUAAAAUGACUUGUAAAGAUAUUACCUCAGUGGUAGGAAACACCCAGACUUACAUAAUUCGGUAGAAAUACAAAACCACUUAGGGAAUCUACUCUAGAAGUGUCUAAGAGGGGAAGGUAAGACUGAUAAGGACCUCAAAAGGGAGGAUGCCCCUGGAUGAGUGGUUUCCACCCAUGUGGGUAGAAUUCUGCCUCUGGUCCAUCUCAGGGGACACUUUUGCCAACAGCAGCAUACUUCUCUCUGAAAUGGCAAGUCAGCUUGUGCCACACCCCCAACCAGUCCAGAGCCUUGAGUACUUUCCAAGGUCAAGGUGCAGGGCAAGCUCCAUUGAGACCCUCCGUUUCCAAGCACCAUUCUGACGGAUCUAAAAGUAGCAUAGCAGGGGAAAGAAUUUGUUUGCUGUGUAAGGAAAAGUGUAGGCAUGAACAUCUCUGGAGGUCAUGUGACAUCAGAAAAUUGGUUCUUUGUACCCACAUGGCAUCUCUCUCCCCAGCAUCGUUUUCACUGGAGACCCAGGAACCAGUUUAGCUCUGGCAUUGGACUCCUGUGGCAGAAGUUCUAAGCCUGGCCACAGGCAAUGCAUAGUCUCACCCCUGGCCAAGCUGGGUCCCACCAUAAUGGCAUCUUUCACCUUCUGGUCCCUUGAAGGGUACCUGGUUUUGGUCCAAAGGGGUACUGAGUUCUACUCAGGCAGCGGUGAAACUCCAACCCCCUUUCUUAUGGAAGCAGCUCUUUCCUGAGAACCCCUAUUAAGACAUUAAGACAAGAAGCAAGAGCUUCUGGUAAGAGACUGCCUGACCAGCUUUAUGAGCAGGCGUCUGCCCCCAGAGUGGUGCAUAGCUGUGGGGCAGUUCCAUUGCUUGAAAUGUCUCCUCUCCCCAUUCCUCUCCUGUCAUCUGCCCCCGACUCAUGACCCCGUGGGUCUUUGGAUGCUGAAAUGUUUUCAUCUUUAACUGCUCCCCCCCCCCCACUCUGGAUAUGCAUAUAUUUCUGGGUGGAUAACAUACAGCCAGCUGAGAAGCAGGGGUGCGGGGGGUGGUGGCAGACGGGAUACAUGUGACAGAUUUUGUCUCCUUCAUGUUUUCUCCCCUAGAGCCAGCCCUUCAAGAGCACUAGCAGAGUGUGAGUUGGGAAUACUUAAUAGUAAAUAAGACUGACUUUACACAAGCUACACAUUUUCUACUUUUCAGAAACCAACAAGUCUCUCUAGAGUUUUUUCUUCGUUCACUAAAAUUGGACAGUAGCCAAGAUAUAAAGCAAGUCAUUUGGAACCUGUCGAGUGUGCACUAAAGCUACUUUAUCAUGAGAUGUAUUAAGAAGGCUCCACCCCACAGGAGUCCAGUGAAGGCUGGGACCACAGAGGCACAAAGUCCAGCAUUUGGCCACUGGUGGGCCUCCUUUCUGCCUCAGAGAACUGGGGCAGAGACGUGAUUAAGAAAAAUGUUCUUAGAAGAGGAAAUAUCCUUUGUCCUGUGUAGAGAGACCAGGGCCCUACCAUUAGGCAUACCUUAAAAAGCAACCCAGAGAACAGCUGUCCUAUUAAAAACAAAAAAUAAGAGCAGCGCCCGGUACGUUGUGAGUCAUUUCUAUGAAACUGCAUAUAAAGAAUGAUAAUUAGUUUACACACUGUGCAGGCUCGCUCUCUGAAAAUAAAAUGGAACUGGCUUAGUGAUCUCUGCUUUCGUCAGAACAUCGGGACCCAUUGGUCAUUUGCAAAAUGCAUCGUCCUAGUGCAAGUUCACACGAGCACUUCCAGCUGUGUGUUCAAAGGCCUUUACUGUCAGCAGUGAUCAUUAUACCAUGCCAACAAGAGAUGCUGACCUAUUCACUUGCAGGGCCUUAAUGCCGUUUUGCCCCAACAAAGAGUCUCUACGUCCUAAAAGUCAAGGCACUUCAUCCAUUUAUUGGCACACAGGACAGGAUUUCUUUGGCCCUGAGCCCAACGCAGUUUGUACUUCAUGAAAUAUAUUGUACAUUUUACAUAGUUUAAUUUAAAAAAAAAUACAUUUUAAGCUGGUUGAUCUUUGACUGCCUUAUUUAUUAUAACCUUUCAGCACAUUCCAAGGUUUUAGUUACUCAGGAAGGAGUUAAUUAAAAUGAUUUUAUUUUGGUCUGAUGGAUGUUUUUUAAAAGGAAAAUUAUUAUUAUGAACCUUCAGCCUACUCUUCUUGAGUGCCGUAAAAGUGCUUGUAAAUCCUUUCUUUUUUUUUUUAAGAAGAAGAAGGAAGAAAAAAAUGGUGUUUGACAUUGAUGGAAAUUCAAAAAUAUAUAUGGAACUGAAACAUUAGCUUAGCUAAAAUAAAAGCAAUCUGUGUUUGAGAUGAAGUGUUCCUUAACUUAUUCAUCAUCCAUAUAAAUAAAUGAAUAUAAAUAAGUUGCAAUUUUUUUCCCCAUUCUGUUCAUAGCUGGAAAUAAAAGUGCCUGCAGUUUU